This is a messenger RNA of Racocetra persica, 126 nucleotides long. The record is from the annotation of a GenBank genome assembly. NCBI's taxonomy places the organism in Eukaryota, Fungi, Glomeromycota, Glomeromycetes, Diversisporales, Gigasporaceae.
AUGGAUGGUGAUGCACUUUAUGAUUAUAGUGACCUCGAAGUUUUGGUAGAUAGUGCAGUAAAGACGGCUCUAAAAAAAAUAACUGAUGUUGACCGAAAAGCCAGGGUGUUGGAAGUUUUGCCACAG